CCUCCGGACACUUCAUUCUGCUCUGAUUAUUCACUGCGUGAACUUCCAGCUCAAACUCAGCUCUUCUCUACCAACGUUUUUGUUUGGAGUUAAUAUUUCAUCCAGUUUUCUAUCGUGUGGACUUAACCAACUUCAUUGAUUGAAAAUGGCUUUCAUGAUGCCUGUUGUGAAAAAUGACUACAACAUCUAUCCCAGCUGCCCAAGCAGCCGUGCCGGUUGCGGCACUCCUCAAUCCAGAGGGUCCAGCCUGUCAUCCUCGCCUAGUGGAGUAUCUUCUUUCCUGAGUUCACCUAGGCAUUCGCACACACCUGCUUACAAAAGCAUGCCUAAAUCUGAGUCUCAGACUUCUCUGCACAAGUUCCACACCCGACUCGUGGAAAAGCUGAGGAAGACAUUUCGUGGCAAAGUUUCAUCUUCUGAUGACAUCAAUCAGGCGUCGUCUUCAGGGACCGUCAUUAUCCGAUGAUUUCCAGACUGUCCUCAUCUAAAUACUACACAUCGCUUCUUGAUGGCAUCAAGCAGCCCUGUCUGAUGGUUGGCAUUGCCCUGAGAGAAAAAAACGGAGAAAAUCGAUCAGUUCGGCAAAUAUUCCUUUGGUGCAUAUCAAGCCAAGGUCCAAAUACAAGAUGAUGGUAUAAGGCGACUUUUAAUGGGCAGCCAGCCCUACUGGGAAUCAUAAAAUUGAUGUCAUCCCUUCGCUUAAGAACCUCAUUUUUGCUGCAGCUCUAGUUCCAGCAUUCAACAUCGUUCGAAAAUCUGUAAGAGACUUUCCAUUUGUUGGACUAGACUGAACUGUAAAUACUUGGGGACUGGUAUAAGACUUCACAAAAAUAUUUUUCUAUCUCAAAAUAUCUGUAUCUUCCUGCAAUCUAUUUGGCAGUAUUCUCUUAUUAUAUUUCAUUUUAAUCUUUUCGUAAGUAAAAAAAUUUGUGUCAUUCAAAUCGUAAAUUUCAUCGAUAUUCUUCUGUCAAUAAUUUCAUCUUAUCACUAUAUUGUUUUUAUGAAAUAAAUUUGUUUAGUUUUUUUAA
Messenger RNA from Argiope bruennichi, 1028 nucleotides. RefSeq lists its product as uncharacterized. The record is from RefSeq and is a predicted model, not a curated record. Lineage: Eukaryota; Metazoa; Arthropoda; Arachnida; Araneae; Araneidae. The coding region runs from base 146 to 466 and encodes 106 amino acids. The transcript has a single exon.